Exserohilum turcica Et28A is the source of this 1683-nucleotide messenger RNA. RefSeq lists its product as uncharacterized. The coding region runs from base 1 to 1683 and encodes 560 amino acids. The record is from RefSeq and is a predicted model, not a curated record. The transcript has a single exon. Gene Ontology annotation, molecular function: molybdenum ion binding; 2 iron, 2 sulfur cluster binding; pyridoxal phosphate binding. Lineage: Eukaryota; Fungi; Ascomycota; Dothideomycetes; Pleosporales; Pleosporaceae.
AUGACAUCCUCAGCCUGGAUCCCUCCUCCCAAGCCAGACCCCAACACUCUCAAGAACCCUCCUCCAUUCACUCCCUUUCCACUCAUCCAGCUGCGCGCGGGAAGGGUGAAGCAGUCGCUUUGGAAUGGCAAGCUUGAAUCCGCAAUCUACAAAAGCCCCUUGGCCGGCCCUGUCGAGAUAUCUGAAAUAGGCAUCAUUACGGAUGAACAUGCAUACCCCCUGCAUAGAAGUCCCGACAAGGCUCUCCUCCACUAUUGCACAUCGCACUACGAUGCGUGGAAAAAAGAGUUGCCAGAGUCGGAACACUACUUCAAGCCCGGAGCCUUUGGCGAGAAUUUGUUCAACGAGGAAGUCAACGAGAAGAACCUUUGUAUUGGCGACCGACUCGCCAUUGGAGACAUUAUAGUUGAAGUCAGCGAGCCGCGAGGACCCUGCUACAAGCUCAACCACCGCUUCGAGGUCAAGAACAUGGCAAAGCGCACUCAGACUCUGCUGCGCACUGGCUGGUUGUAUCGCAUUAUCAAACCGGGAACUAUCGAAGCUGGAGACAUGAUCUCGCUGCUGGAGCGUCCGCAUCCCGAGUGGACAAUAGCGCGUGUCAUGUAUCAUCUAUUUCUCGAGACGCACAAUGUCGAGAUGAUGAAAGAAAUUGUCCAGCUACCGCAGCUGGGCCGGGAUGUCAAGCAACAGUUCCAGACUCGGCUUGACAAGGGCGUAGCCGAAGAUCAGAAUGGCAGACUGUAUGGCGGCGAGGACGAAAAGGAUUUGACGUGGACCGAAUAUCGCCUUUUGGAGAAGAAGAAAGAAACGAAGUGUGUUACAGCCUUCACAUUUGAGGCUACCGAGGGUAUGGCUAACGCUCUGCCCGUCGAGCCAGGUAGCCAUGUACGCCUGAAGCUAGGCGGAAAGUUGGUGCGUGCCUACUCGGUGAUUGGUGGAACAUGCAAGCGGUUUGAAGUCGGAGUUGCUCUCGAUCCUGACAGCCGCGGUGGCUCCAAGUAUCUGCACGAGCAAACUAAAGUCGGUGACAUUCUGACUGUAGGACGCAUAACAGCCAGCUUUCCACUUACCCUAGAAGCCGACCACCACGUCAUCAUCGCAGGCGGUAUUGGAAUCACUGCUUUUUUGGCGGCAUUCAAGCAUCUCCAGGAAACCAAGCAAAAAUUUCAUCUCCACUACGCUGUCGCUGAUGAAGUUCCUUUUGCAGCGCAGAUGGAUGCUCUUGGGUCCCACGCUACAAUCUACAAGAAGUCCGCAGGCCAACGUCUAGAUGUCUCGGCCGUGCUGGCCAAAGCCGAUGACCAAACCCACAUCUACACGUGCGGGCCAGCUCGACUCAUGGACGAUGUCGUCCACACUGCAAAGACGUACGGAAUCCCUGACUCGUCCAUCCAUAUUGAAACCUUUACCGUAACUACAUCCGGGGAUCCGUUUACAGCCGAGCUCCAGCAGAGCAAAAAGCUCAUCCAAGUCGGAGCCACACAGUCUCUGCUUGAUGCACUCAGGGCCGUGGGUAUGGAAAUUGAUAGUUCGUGUGAGGUAGGCAACUGCGGGACAUGCAGGGUAGACGUAUGUUCUGGCCGGAUCGAGCAUCGCGGGACGGGUCUGCAGGACAACGAGAAGAACGACACGAUGCUAAGUUGCGUCAGCCGGGGAGUCGAAAGAAUCGUGCUGGACUUGUAA